This is a messenger RNA of Canis lupus familiaris (dog), 4630 nucleotides long. RefSeq names its product ATP binding cassette subfamily C member 1 (gene ABCC1). Lineage: Eukaryota; Metazoa; Chordata; Mammalia; Carnivora; Canidae. Gene Ontology annotation, molecular function: ABC-type xenobiotic transporter activity; ATP binding; glutathione transmembrane transporter activity. The record is from RefSeq and is marked provisional. Gene Ontology annotation, cellular component: basolateral plasma membrane. Gene Ontology annotation, biological process: glutathione transmembrane transport; xenobiotic transport.
CCCGCCGCAUGGCGCUCCGCGGCUUCUGCAGCGCCGACGGCUCCGACCCCUUCUGGGAGUGGGAUGUCUCGUGGAACACCAGCAACCCCGACUUCACCAAGUGCUUUCAGAACACGGUCCUCGUGUGGGUGCCUUGUUGUUACCUCUGGCUCUGCUUCCCCUUCUACUUCCUCUAUCUCUCGCGCCAUGACCGAGGCUACAUUCAGAUGACAUAUCUCAAUAAAACCAAAACUGCCUUGGGAUUUGUGCUAUGGAUCGUCUGCUGGGCAGACCUCUUCUACUCUUUCUGGGAAAGAAGUUGGGGCAAAAUCCUGGCCCCGGUGUUUCUGGUCAGCCCAACCCUCUUGGGCAUCACUAUGCUGCUUGCUACCUUUUUAAUUCAGCUCGAGAGAAGGAAGGGAGUCCAGUCCUCGGGGAUCAUGCUCACUUUCUGGCUUAUAGCCCUACUGUGUGCCCUUGCCAUCUUGAGAUCCAAAAUCAUGACUGCCUUAAAAGAGGAUGCUGAAAUCGACGUGUUUCGUGAUGUCACUUUCUACAUUUACUUUUCCCUCGUGCUGAUUCAGCUCGUGUUGUCCUGCUUCUCAGACCGACCGCCCCUGUUCUCUGAAACCAUCCAUGACCUCAAUCCCUGCCCGGAGUCCAGUGCCUCUUUCCUUUCCAGAGUCACCUUCUGGUGGAUCACAGGGUUGAUGGUCCGAGGCUACCGCCAGCCCCUGGAAAGCACUGACCUUUGGUCCCUGAAUAAAGAGGACACGUCAGAACAAGUGGUGCCUGUUCUGGUAAAGAACUGGAAGAAGGAGUGUGCCAAAUCCAAAAGACAGCAGAGGAAGAUCACAUACUCCUCCAAGGAUCCUGCCAAGCCAAAAGGGGGCUCCCAGGUGGACGUGAACGAGGAGGCUGAGGUGUUGAUUGUUAAGACCCCACAGAAGGAGCGCGAGCCGUCUCUAUUCAAGGUGUUAUACAAGACCUUCGGGCCCUACUUCCUCAUGAGCUUCUUAUUCAAGGCCCUCCAUGACCUGAUGAUGUUUGCUGGCCCAGAGAUCUUAAAGUUGCUCAUCAACUUCGUGAACGACAAGAAGGCCCCGGACUGGCAGGGCUACCUGUACACUGCGCUGCUCUUCAUCUGCGCCUGCCUGCAGACCCUCGUGCUGCACCAGUACUUCCACAUCUGCUUCGUCAGCGGCAUGAGGAUCAAGACAGCCGUCAUCGGGGCCGUGUACCGGAAGGCAUUGGUGAUCACCAACUCAGCCAGAAAAUCCUCCACCGUCGGGGAGAUUGUAAACCUCAUGUCUGUGGACGCCCAGCGGUUCAUGGACCUGGCCACGUACAUUAACAUGAUCUGGUCAGCUCCUCUGCAAGUCAUCCUUGCUCUCUACCUCCUGUGGCUGAACCUGGGCCCGUCUGUCCUGGCUGGGGUGGCUGUGAUGAUCCUCAUGGUUCCGCUCAAUGCCGUGAUGGCCAUGAAGACUAAGACCUACCAGGUGGCGCACAUGAAGAGCAAAGACAACCGGAUCAAGCUGAUGAAUGAGAUUCUCAACGGGAUCAAAGUGCUAAAGCUGUACGCCUGGGAACUGGCCUUCAAAGACAAAGUCCUGGCCAUCAGGCAGGAGGAGCUCAAGGUGCUGAAGAAAUCGGCCUACCUGGCCGCCGUGGGGACCCUCACCUGGGUCUGCACGCCAUUUCUGGUGGCCUUGUCUACAUUUGCUGUCUACGUGACCGUCGACAAGAACAACAUCCUCGACGCCCAGAAAGCUUUCGUGUCCUUGGCCUUGUUCAACAUCCUCCGGUUCCCUCUGAAUAUUCUCCCCAUGGUCAUCAGCAGCAUCGUGCAGGCAAGUGUCUCCCUCAAACGCCUCCGGAUCUUCCUGUCUCACGAGGAGCUAGAGCCUGACAGCAUUGAGCGAAGGCCCGUCAAAGACGGCGGGGGCGCCAACAGCAUCACUGUGAAGAAUGCCACGUUCACGUGGGCCCGGAGCGACCCUCCAACGCUAAGCGGCAUCACCUUCUCCAUUCCGGAAGGUUCCUUGGUGGCCGUGGUGGGCCAGGUGGGCUGCGGAAAGUCGUCUCUGCUCUCGGCACUCCUGGCGGAGAUGGACAAGGUGGAGGGGCAUGUGGCUAUCAAGGGCUCAGUGGCCUACGUCCCCCAGCAGGCCUGGAUUCAGAAUGAUUCUCUCCGAGAAAACAUCCUUUUUGGACGCCAGCUACAGGAACGGUAUUAUAAGGCUGUGAUUGAAGCCUGUGCCCUCCUCCCAGAUCUGGAAAUCCUGCCCAGCGGGGACCGGACAGAGAUUGGUGAGAAGGGCGUGAACCUGUCUGGGGGCCAGAAGCAGCGAGUGAGCCUGGCGCGGGCCGUGUACUGUGACUCUGACAUCUACCUCUUCGAUGAUCCCCUGUCAGCAGUGGAUGCUCAUGUGGGAAAACACAUAUUUGAAAAUGUGAUUGGCCCCAAGGGGAUGCUAAAGAAUAAGACGCGGCUCCUGGUCACGCACAGCAUCAGUUACCUGCCCCAGGUGGAUGUCAUCAUUGUCAUGACCGGUGGCAAGAUCUCGGAGAUGGGCUCCUACCAGGAGCUGCUGGCCCGGGAUGGAGCCUUCGCCGAAUUCCUUCGCACGUACGCCAGCGGCGAUCAGGAGCAGGCCGAGCAGGAUGACGGGUUAACAGGUGUCAGCAGUCCCGGGAAGGAGGUGAAGCAGAUGGAGAAUGGCAUGCUGGUGACGGAUGUGGCGGGGAAGCAGCUGCAGAGACAGCUCAGCAACUCCUCCUCCUACAGCGGGGACGUGAGCCGCCACCACACCAGCACGGCUGAGCUGCAGAAAGCCGGUCCCAAGAAUGAGGACGCCUGGAAGCUGGUGGAAGCAGACAAGGCUCAAACGGGGCAGGUCAAGCUGUCCGUGUACUGGGACUACAUGAAGGCGAUCGGGCUUUUCAUCUCCUUUCUGAGCAUCUUCCUUUUCCUGUGUAACCACGUUGCCUCCCUGGUCUCGAACUACUGGCUCAGCCUCUGGACCGACGACCCCAUCGUCAACGGGACCCAGGAGCAUACUAAAAUCCGGCUGAGCGUCUAUGGAGCCCUGGGCAUUUCGCAAGGUAUCACGGUGUUCGGCUACUCCAUGGCGGUGUCCAUCGGGGGGAUCUUCGCUUCCCGCCGCCUGCACGUUGACCUGCUACAGAACGUCCUCCGGUCCCCCAUGAGCUUCUUCGAGCGGACCCCCAGUGGGAACCUGGUGAACCGCUUCUCUAAGGAGCUGGACACGGUGGACUCGAUGAUCCCACAAGUCAUCAAGAUGUUCAUGGGCUCCCUGUUCAAUGUCAUCGGCGCCUGCAUCAUCAUCCUGCUGGCCACUCCCAUCGCCUCCAUCAUCAUCCCACCACUAGGCCUCAUCUAUUUCUUUGUGCAGAGGUUUUACGUGGCCUCCUCCCGGCAGCUGAAGCGCCUCGAGUCGGUCAGCCGCUCCCCGGUGUACUCCCACUUCAAUGAGACCUUGCUGGGGGUCAGCGUCAUCCGUGCCUUCGAGGAGCAGGAGCGCUUCAUCCGCCAGAGUGACCUGAAGGUGGACGAGAACCAGAAGGCCUAUUACCCCAGCAUCGUGGCCAACAGGUGGCUGGCCGUGCGGCUGGAGUGUGUAGGCAACUGCAUCGUCCUGUUCGCUGCCCUGUUCUCCGUGAUCUCCAGGCACAGUCUCAGCGCUGGCUUGGUGGGCCUGUCCGUGUCCUACUCCCUGCAGGUCACCACGUACUUGAACUGGCUGGUUCGCAUGUCAUCCGAGAUGGAGACCAACAUCGUGGCCGUGGAGAGGCUGAAGGAGUAUUCAGAAACGGAGAAAGAGGCUCCCUGGCAAAUCCAGGAGAUGGCUCCGCCCAGCACCUGGCCUCAGGUGGGCCGAGUGGAAUUCCGGGACUACGGCCUCCGCUACCGAGAAAACCUGGACUUGGUUCUCAAGCACAUCAACAUCACCAUCAACGGAGGGGAAAAGGUGGGCAUCGUGGGGCGGACGGGAGCUGGGAAGUCGUCCCUGACCCUGGGCUUGUUUCGGAUCAAUGAGUCUGCCGAGGGGGAGAUCAUUAUCGACGAUAUCAAUAUUGCCAAGAUCGGCCUGCAUGACCUGCGCGUCAAGAUCACCAUCAUCCCGCAGGACCCUGUUUUGUUCUCGGGUUCGCUCCGCAUGAACCUGGACCCAUUCAGCCAGUACUCAGACGAAGAAGUCUGGACGUCCCUGGAGCUGGCUCACCUGAAGGACUUCGUGUCAGGCCUUCCCGAUAAGCUGAACCAAGAGUGUGCAGAGGGCGGGGAGAACCUGAGCGUCGGGCAGCGCCAGCUCGUGUGCCUGGCCCGGGCUCUGCUGAGGAAAACCAAGAUCCUCGUGUUGGACGAGGCCACGGCGGCCGUAGACCUAGAAACCGAUGACCUCAUUCAGUCUACCAUCCGGACGCAGUUUGACGACUGCACCGUCCUCACCAUCGCGCACCGCCUCAACACCAUCAUGGACUACACAAGGGUGAUCGUCCUGGACAAGGGAGAGAUCCGAGAGUGCGGCCAGCCCUCCGACCUCCUACAGCAGAGAGGUCUCUUCUACAGCAUGGCCAAAGAUGCUGGCCUGGUGUGAGCCCUGGAGCUGGUGCGUCCCGUCAG